AUGCAGGUUAGAAUCAGCAAACCCGCUUAUUAUUCGGCCGGCCCAAGCAACAGCAGCGGCGCUUUGCAGGGCGAGGCCAAGCUCGCCGACGCCAACACUAUCAAGGGUUCCAGUGGCUACCUGAAACACCUUAGUAACCUGGGCGACAUCAUGAACUUCGCUUCAGGCUGCUCCAGUGAUGCUUGGGAAUUCCUCGUCCUACCUGGCGGAAAGACCUACAGUCUCGACGCUAAGAAGAGCGGCAACUCUCUCGGUCCCAUUCGUGUCUCUUACAAUGAGGGCCUCCAAUUCUGGGGCAUUGAAGCCGAGGGGACGGCUAACGGUAGGGGCGACCCUUACUACUGCGCUCUCAAGCCCAUGAGCCAGGGAGAGAGAAAGGGAAAGGGAAAAGUCAGGCUUGAACAAAGUAUUCGCAGUGAAGGCUCAGAUUCGGCUGCCUUCAUCAGCAACGAUUCCUCGAUGGCGGGGGUCUACGUCUUCACCUAA
Molecule: messenger RNA, 486 nt
Organism: Colletotrichum chrysophilum
Lineage: Eukaryota; Fungi; Ascomycota; Sordariomycetes; Glomerellales; Glomerellaceae
Exons: 6
Coding region: 1-486 (161 amino acids)
Molecular function (GO): RNA binding; RNA nuclease activity
Source: RefSeq, a predicted model, not a curated record